Molecule: messenger RNA, 342 nt
Organism: Lichtheimia ornata
Lineage: Eukaryota; Fungi; Mucoromycota; Mucoromycetes; Mucorales; Lichtheimiaceae
Exons: 1
Coding region: 1-342 (113 amino acids)
Source: RefSeq, a predicted model, not a curated record
AUGGCAAGUCCAUGGCGUGUACAGCCCAUUACAUCACCCGCGUUUCUUGACACUUCACCUGCUCUUGUACAAUCCUCGACUACAAUCAAACGUGCAGACUUUGUUCCAGCAGUUGCUAUUGCGAUGUUCUUACUCCAUUGUCUCAAACAGCAUUCGCAACCUUGUCACUCUACUACAACACACGCUCUUGCAUACUCCUCUGCCACGACUACCAUAGCAGCAUUCCUUCCACCAGUUGCUAUUAUCAAGGUCUUUGGUCCAUUGUCUCAAAACAGCGUUCUUUACUUGCAGCAACUUGCCUUACAGUCUUUUUUACGUGAACAACAGAUACCCAUUGAAUAG